AUACAUUCAUCCGGAGUUGCGGGUGCCGCCGACCGCUCCUUUUGCUCGGUACACGGUUGAGGAUCUUCUCGCUCAACCAGGCCGAGCCGGUUUACCGGUUUUAGACCCCGACCGACCAGAGGGGACUCUGUGGUUUGGGGUCGACAAUUCUGUCGCUACGAGCGUAUCCGAUAUCAUCAAAGGAUACUUCUCAGAGGCUCACCCAAACUGGAAAAAGACGCCGCACCACGUUAGAAACACGUGGUUCAAGAUGUUUGCUCAAAGAUACCAGUGGUCCAUCGGGGUUCACGAGGACGUGAAACGGGAGUUCACCGCAAAGGCGAAGAAGCGGUUGUUGGACACCGUAGGCAACUGGAAGGAGGACUGGAUCUACAAGGGUUACAAGGACGGGCAACCCGCUGAGCUGACCAAGGAUGUCUACGAUGGUCUCAUCCGUUACUGGGAGCUGCCAUCAUCCAUUGCGAUCUCCAACGCCUGCUCUGCCUCUCGUAACACCAAAGACGAGCACGGCAACGGCCCGAUGCUUCACUGUACGGGUCAAAAACCCCAUGCCCGUGUCCGCUUGGAAAUGGCCAAAGAGACGGGACAACUCCCGUCUCUUAAAGAGCUUUACGAGAGGACCCACAAGACCAAGGCGGGGGUAUUUGUGGAUCCGAGGUCCGAGCAAAUCUACAACGAUGUCGUUGCUCGGAUUGAAGACCGCCAAACCCAGCUGACCCAGCAAUCUUCCGAUGGAAUACCGGUCGUAUUAUCCACUCAAGAAGUGGAUCAGAUUUACGAGGAGGUCGUCCCUAAGAAAAAGGGACGUACGUUGGGAAUCGGUUCCGUCAACGAUGUCCCAAGAGCGACAUCGUCUUAUGGUCAGAGACGAGCCGACGAAGUCACUGAGCUGCGUUCGGAGUUACACUCGACGCGGACUCAGUUGGCGUCGACGCAGACGGAGUUGGAGUCUACGCGCCAAUCAUUCCAAGCUCGUAUGGGUGGAGUGGAGGGGUUUCUGGAAGUUAUAUCUUCUGGAAAUCCCCAAUGGGAGGAGUUGUUGGCGGAUAUGCGACGACGGAACCCGGUUCCCGAGCCUUCUCGUACUCAGCAGCAAGAGGAGGAACUACAGAGGAGGAGUGAAGACCUCUACCGGGAAACGAUCCACCGCCCCGGCCCGACUUAGUUUUUUUUUUUCUGUGUAAUAUUAAAAUUCUAAACUUUUAUUUAUAUAAUAUUUUCGGUUUUAAUUUAUUCCAAAUUUUUAAUAUUUUCGCAUUAGUUAUUAUUUAUAUUUCUAAUAUUUUUGAAAUAAUUAUUUUCUAUAAUAUAAAAUUUUAAAUUUUAAAAAUAAAUUAGUUUUAGAAAUCGAAGCAAAUUCCUCGUUAACUCACGAGGAAUUGACGAGUAAAUCGACGUGUAAAGAACGACGAAACGUUACGACGAAUCUACGUGUCAAGUUGUACGUUUCCUUUACGACGAAAGUUUACGUCUACAUUACGUGUAUUAUUUACGUUUACUUUACGAGUAUAAAUUACGUUUUUCUUACGAGGAUAGUUUACGUGUAUGUUACGAGGAAAAUUACGUGUCUUUUACGUGGAACUAUAGCGUCUACUUUACGUGGAAAUCUACGUGUUCUUUACGACGAAAUUUUAACCUUCCUUUUACGACGAAAUGGGUCCCUCGUACUUUUACGACGAAAUGGCGAUUAAAUAUCCGUUACGACCAAACUUUAACGACGAUAUG
Messenger RNA from Raphanus sativus (radish), 1725 nucleotides. RefSeq lists its product as uncharacterized. The record is from RefSeq and is a predicted model, not a curated record. The transcript has 5 exons. Bases 251 to 1165 code for a protein of 304 amino acids. NCBI's taxonomy places the organism in Eukaryota, Viridiplantae, Streptophyta, Magnoliopsida, Brassicales, Brassicaceae.